AUCGCUGUUAUAUCGAUUAAGAUUAACUUUUUCCAAAGCUUAUCAUCUAUUUUGAGAAAGACAACAUGUAUUGAUAAAAAGAAAAAGGAGACCAUAAACCACUGGUAUAGAUGGAAACUACGAAGAAAACAAUGGACAUUACCACGAUUGAUAGCUUCUAAUUAAAGUUUGGAAAGUGGUUAUGAAUAAUUCCAGCCAAAAGAAUGGAAAUUACAAGCAUAUUACCAGAAGAGUGCCUGUGUCUGAUCAUAUCGUUGACUUCGCCGGAAGAUGCAUGUCGAUCGGCCAUGAUUUCUCACGCUUCCAGAUCGGUUGCAAACCGUGAUGAAGUGUGGGAAAAGUUUCUACCGUCUGAUUGUAGAUCAAUCAUUUCAGGAUCAUCAUCAUCAUCAUUGCUUUCGCUGGGAAAGAAGGAUGUAUAUUUCCAUCUCUGUUUUCAUCCCAUUCUCAUUCAAAAUGGUACCAUGAGCUUUCAGUUGGAGAAAAAGAGUGGAAAAAAAUGCUAUAUGAUGGGGGCAAGAGCACUUUCAAUUAUACAGGGAGAUACACCUGCUCACUGGAUUUGGACAUCUCUACAAGAGUCUAGGUUCCCUGAAAUUGCUGAGCUCAAACAAGUGGGGUGGCUUCAUAUGAGGGGAAAGAUUGAGACCAAAAUUUUAUCUUCCGACACAAACUAUGCAGUAUACUUUGUGUUUAAGCUUAGAAAAGAGCAUACAACCGGGUUUACGCAGAGAUCUGUAGGUUUUCAUGUCCAUGUCGACAAAAUCGAUUUAAGAGAAGUGCGGAUGGUGUCGUUAGACCCUUUAAGAGAUGAGUCUCAAUAUAUUCGAGAGAGAGGAGAUGGGUGGAUGGAGAUUGAAAUGGGUGCUUUUUUCAAUAAUUGUGGGGACGAUGGAAGCGUGGAGUUCAGUAUUUGGGAGGCUCACACUAAUUACGUCAAACAAGGUCUUAUUAUUGAAGGAAUUGAGUUGAAGCCUAAAGAUAUUGCUAGUUAGGGCGUACGUUGAUUUGCUCAAACUAGGAAAAUCUUAUUUUAGUUUGGAAUAUAAAUAUCCUGUUGCUUAAUGUUAAUGUAAGUUGUAAAUGAUCAGCAACGAGAUACAGCCUUUAAAAUUUGUAUAAACUAAUUAUGUCUGCUGCUUGAAUGAUUUUCAUUUCGAAUGUUAAAAA
Gossypium arboreum is the source of this 1170-nucleotide messenger RNA. RefSeq names its product putative F-box protein PP2-B12. NCBI's taxonomy places the organism in Eukaryota, Viridiplantae, Streptophyta, Magnoliopsida, Malvales, Malvaceae. The record is from RefSeq and is a predicted model, not a curated record. Gene Ontology annotation, molecular function: protein binding. The transcript is spliced from 3 exons. The coding region runs from base 204 to 995 and encodes 263 amino acids.